AUGACAGCCGUAAAACCUCCUGUUGUUCGCUUUAAUGUCAAUCAACAAUGUCCUAUUCAGUAUGUUACUGUCUACAAUGAUCGUGCAGAAGUGACACGAAUUCUACGACAUCAUUUCGAUGUUGAAGGAAUAUAUGACCUUGUGCUCGAUGGUUUUUCAAUAUUUGUGAAUGAAACAUCGAUGCAUGUCAGUGGUGGAACGAGCAAAGCAUGCACUAUUCUCGAAGUCUCGCAUCAAAUACGACAUGAAGAUAUCGCUCCGUUAUCGGAUUUGACGUCUCUUGAUAAUCUUCAAAGUCAACUUGGAAACGUGGAAACUGACCUAGAGAUGCAUCAGCGCGAAUUAACACGGCUCACAAAACAACGCGAAUGGCUUGAUGGACGUUCGAUCAAAUUAAUGAACCAAGAUGGACCUUGCACAACCAAUGAUAUGGAAAAUAUACGGCAAUUUCUGGAGUUCUAUCACAAUACACUAUUGAAACUCGAUGAUAAUACAGUUCGCGAAGAAGAGGAAAUGAAGAAAUUGAAAUCUCGUCAAGAAGCUUUGAAAACUCAAAUUGAUCACUAUGGUGCUGCAGCCCAAGCGAGUCGAAGAAAGAUAUAUCCAGAAGUGACGAUCACAGUUCAUAUCGCCAGUGGUGAACUUGAUGUGGCACUCGAAGUUUCCUAUUUGAUCAGCAACUGUUUUUGGAGUGCCAGUUACGACUUUCGUGUCAGUAGUGCUGAAGCAAAUCAACAGCAAACACAGUUAACGUAUUAUGGAAUUAUUGUGAAUAAAAGUCAAGAGAAUUGGCUAGAUGCAAAUUUCUCGUUGUCAACUGCAAAACCAUCUUUGGGUGGAACUCCACCAAAAUUGAACACACUGAACAUUGAUUAUUACAAACCACUGGUCAUUGAUUCUAAGCAGAUUCCGAAAACAGAAUUAAUUGAUUCGAUCGCUAGCACGACUUCAAAAUUUGCAGUUAUGCAUGAGAGUACGCCUACAGACCGCUGGAAAGAUGUGUUCAGGUCAUUUCGUGCUAAAUCACUGCUCGCGCAUGAUCCGACUAUUGAAGAUAAAGAUGCAGAAUUCGAUGAAACGAAAGUCAAUAUUCUCGCCUCUAAAACCGCAGCUAGCAUGUCCAGUAUCAGCUUUGUUAUACCUCGUCGAUCAACGAUCGAUUCCAAUGGGAAACCACACAAGGUCACGAUUGGUGUUCUAGAUCUUCCUUCAACAUUUACGCACACGGUUGUGCCGAAAAUAUCACCUCAUGCAUACCUGAAAGCGUCAACAGUGAACACUUCCGAUAAACAACUUCUUGCUGGACCUGUAUCUGUGUUUAUGGAUAAUAAUUUUGUCACACACAGCUCGAUCGAUAAUGUUUAUGUUUGUGAUACAUUUGACCUUCCUUUGGGCACAGAUGCCAGUGUCAAAGUGGAAUACAAACCGGUGAAGAAAAUGGUUGACACACAAGGUCUCAUCUCGAAAAUACAUCAUGAGACGUGUCAUCAUGAGACAAAGAUUGUGAACAUGAAAUCAACCGAGAUCACAGUGUUCGUCUACGAACAAGUACCUCUAUCUUCGGAUGAAAAGAUCAAAGUGAAGUUGAUCACACCUGAUCUACGACAAAAGGAUUACGCACAAAAUUGCAUGGUAACAAUGAACGAUAGGAAUAAUUUGGAAUGGAAAUGUGUAUUACAACCGCAUGAAGAAUUUCAAUGCCCAUUAGAGUAUACACUCGAGUGGCCGAAAGAUAAACGUGUCGAAUUGCAAGAAGGGUAG
Rotaria sp. Silwood2 is the source of this 1761-nucleotide messenger RNA. Lineage: Eukaryota; Metazoa; Rotifera; Eurotatoria; Philodinida; Philodinidae. The record is from the annotation of a GenBank genome assembly.